This is a messenger RNA of Carya illinoinensis, 1356 nucleotides long. RefSeq names its product rust resistance kinase Lr10-like. Gene Ontology annotation, biological process: protein phosphorylation. Gene Ontology annotation, molecular function: protein kinase activity; ATP binding. Bases 298 to 1242 code for a protein of 314 amino acids. The transcript is spliced from 2 exons. The record is from RefSeq and is a predicted model, not a curated record. NCBI's taxonomy places the organism in Eukaryota, Viridiplantae, Streptophyta, Magnoliopsida, Fagales, Juglandaceae.
GUAUUUUCAACAAGAUAUACAUGCAAUAUUUUAAAAAAUAUAUUAAUAGGAUUUAGUCCAAAUAGAUAACAAAUUAUAGUAUGCUUAUUUUCUAGGACCUAGUAGACAAUCAAUUGAGCUAUAUAUAGCCAUCAAGCUUAAGAAAAUGGCAGAUCUACAUCAACUUGUUUUGUUUUUCUUAUGAUUCAAUUUUAUUGAUAUUCCUCCAUAGGACAAUUCCUAGCUGCAAAAUGUAUAGUUGGAAGUCCAUUUGUGAUUGCAUUCUUGAUAUAUAAAUGGCAAAGGAGACAUUUAUCAAUGUAUGAUGGUGUUGAAGAAUUUUUGACAAGCCACAACAACCUUAUGCCAAUAAGGUACUGUUACUCAGAAAUUAGAAAAAUGACCAAAAAUUUCAACGAUAAACUUGGAGAAGGUGGCUAUGACACUGUCUUUAAAGUAACACUUCGAAGUGGCCAACUCGUAGCUGUAAAGAUGUUAGGAUCAAAGCGUGCUCUUGUAUAUGAGUUCAUGCCUAAUGGAUCUCUAAAUAAACACAUUUUCUUACAAGAAGGAAGUGUGCUUUUGAGCUAUGAGAAAAUACUUGACAUUGCUUUUGGAGUUGCUCGUGGGAUUGAAUAUUUACAUCAGGGUUGUGACAUGCAAAUUUUGCAUUUUGAUAUCAAGCCUCAUAACAUUCUUCUCGAUGAAAGUUUUCGUCCAACGGUUUCUGACUUUGGGUUGGCAAAAUUGUAUUCACUAGAUGAAAAUAAUCUUUCUUUAACUGCUGCAAGAGGGACAUUAGGAUACAUGGCUCCUGAGUUGUUCUAUAAAAGUAUUGGAAAUGUCUCAUACAAAGCUGAUGUAUACAGUUUUGGAAUGCUAUUAAUGGAAAUGGCUGGUAGAAGAAAGAACUGGAAUUCCUUAACAGACAAUUCCAGCCAUGUUUACUUCCCAACAUGGGUUUUUGACCAAUUGCACAAUGGAGAGCCCAUAGAAUUGGAAGAUAUUACAGAGAAAGAAAAGGAAUUAAUUACAAAGAUGCUCAUGGUCGCACUAUGGUGCAUACAAAUGAAGCCCAAUGAUCGCCCUUCAAUGAGUAGAGUUAUAGAAAUGCUUGAAGGGGAAGUUGACUGCUUGCAAUUGCCUCCGAGACCUUUUCUAACAUCAAUGGAGAGAUUAGUAGACAAUAUCUUGGAUAUUUCAAAUCAAAGUUUAUCUUCAAUUGAAUGGGGUGAAUCAAGCCAAUCUACAUAUAAUCAUUGAUUAGAGAUUAAAUGAUAUGUUUAUCUCUAAAUUCGGACUCGAAAACCAGCAUCCCUACUAUAAGAGUACACCAAGUCUUCUCAUAUUUAAUAGCAAAAAGAUGUUUUGUAUUUA